Raphanus sativus (radish) is the source of this 2955-nucleotide messenger RNA. RefSeq lists its product as uncharacterized. The record is from RefSeq and is a predicted model, not a curated record. Lineage: Eukaryota; Viridiplantae; Streptophyta; Magnoliopsida; Brassicales; Brassicaceae. The transcript is spliced from 4 exons. The coding region runs from base 249 to 2864 and encodes 871 amino acids.
GUCUGAUUGGGUGCAGAAAAGAUUCUAAAGAGUGCCACGAAAAUAAUCGUAUCAAAUCGUAGCAAAAUUCGUGGUAUGUCGUAGCAGAAAGCGUAGCAAAUUUUGUGGCAAAUCGAGGCAAAAAAGUGGCAAGAUUUUUUCUACAUAAACAAGCAAACACCCGAGAGUUCAAUCACUUGCAACAACCAUAACAACAAUCAAAACGUGAUAUCAAACCAUUUUUCCCAAAAAAAAAGAGAGAGAUUUCAAUGUCUUAUUAUUUUCAAAAUCGAGAGUGGAUGGAUCGACACAUUGAUCCAGUUGAUAAUAAUGUUUCGAGAGAGUUUAGCGAAGGUGUUGAAGUUUUUAUCGCCUUUGCCUCGAGUCAAAAUUCUUUCAUGGAGCGAAAAACCAUGUUAUGUCCUUGUGUAACUUGUGGAAACCGAAAGCAACGUGAUGUAAGAACCGUAUCUCGUCAUCUUUACCGAGUCGGCUUCAAAAGUAAUUAUUAUGUAUGGUCAAGCCAUGGAGAAACUUACUAUGAUGUUGGACAAUCAUCGACGGGAGGUCAAUUUAUGGGAGAUGAAGCAAGAUAUGCAGACGGGCCAUAUGAAGAGAAUAUUUCGGGAGGAGACUUUGGGUCAACUGAAAUACCAGAAAAUUUGAUGGAAGAACCUAAUGAAGAGCAAUAUGAAGAAAGAGUGUUUGAAGCUUUGGAAACCGCUAAUCAACCACUAUAUGAUGGAUGUGUUGAAGGUAUUUCUCAACUUUACUUGGCAUCUCGUUUAAUGAAAGUAAAAACUGAUCAUAAUUUGGCGGAGUCAUGUAUGGAUGAGAUAUCACAAACUUUUAGAGAUGUUUUGCCACAACCAAAUAUAGCUCCUGAGUCAUAUUAUGAGAUGAAGAAGUUGACGAAAUCGCUUGGUCUCCCUGUUGUGAAGAUCGAUAUUUGUGAGGAUAAUUGCAUGUUAUUUUGGAAAGAAGAUCGUGAGCUGUUGGUGUGUCGGUUUUGUGGAAAAGAUAGAUAUCACCAGAAUAACCACGGAAAGGGGAAAAGGCGUCCAAAACAGAGAAUGUUCUAUUUGCCUAUUACGGAGAGGUUGAAGCGUCUUUACCAACAAGAGGCUACUGCAGCACAAAUGCGAUGGCACACAGAACAUGAGUCGCCAGAUGGAGAAAUGCACCACCCUUCUGAUGCAGCAGCGUGGAAGCAUUUUAACAAGGUAUAUCCUGAUUUCGCUGCGGAAAGUCGAAAUGUUUAUCUAGGAUUAUCAACAGAUGGAUUUAAUCCAGUGGGUAUGAGCGGUGAAUCCCACUCGGUUUGGCCCGUCAUCGUAACCCCGUAUAACCUACCUCCUGGUAUGUGUAUGAAAAGAGAAUAUUUCUUUUUAUCAGUACUAGUUCCUGCGCCAAGGCAUCCAAAAAAGAGCAUUGAUAUCUAUCUGCAGCCGUUAAUUGAAGAACUAAAAAGUUUGUGGAGCGAUGGAGUUGAAGCAUAUGAUGUCUCGAAGAAGCAAAAUUUUACGAUGCGAGCCGCACUAAUGUGGACAAUUAAUGACUUCCCCGCUUACGGCAUGAUGUCCGGAUGGAUGACUCAUGGCCGUUUAGCUUGUCCAUAUUGUCUUGAUGAUACAAAGUCUUUUUGGUUGCAACAUGGAAGGAAGCAUAGUUGGUUUGACUGCCAUAGAAUGUUCUUGCCAAGGGAGCAUCCUUACAGAAGAAAUGUCCAAGCUUUUCGAAAGGGGAAGACAGUAACUGAUGAUCCUCCACCAUGGUUGACAGGAGAAGAAAUUCUCCGCGAAAGAAUCAACAACAUCGAAGGUCUGAAGAAAACUGUCGAUUGUGGAGGAAAUGGACACGAGAAAUCUGCGAGUACUAUAAACGGCUACGGCAAAGACCACAAUUGGCAACACUACUACUGGGAUGACCAAUUCCAUGAUGAAAUCUACUCGAAAUGGAAGACUCAAACUCAGGUUACUGUCUGUGGCCGCAUCAGCCAGAACAGGAGAGAUAACAGGCAACCUUCCUACAUGUCAAACACUCAUUGGGCAACAAUGCUUGAGAAGUACAGCACUGAGCAUGCAAAAAAGAAGAGUGCAAAAGCUGCAAAAUCUCGUAAGUCUGCUCCAGUUGGGAAGCAGAUGCACAAGCACGGUGCAGGGCCAUGCUGUUUCCUUGGCAUUCAUUAUAAAAUGAUGGUUGAUGAAGGUUUGGAUGAACUACCUUCAUACACAGCCCUUGCAAGGAAGACUCACACGGGUAAAAAUGGUUCCUUCCUAGACGAACGUACAGAGGAACUUGUGCUGGAGGUUGAGCAAGCCGUUGAAGAGAUGUUAGAAGAGGAAUCUCCACUUGGCGACAGUCCAACUGACUCCACUGCUGCUUCAAAUGCAAAGCGCUAUCUUCUCAACCAAGAAUACAUCAAGAGAGGAACGACAAAGAAGGGUACAGUCUACGGCCUUGGCAGUGUUCAGUACAAGAACAGCAGUCCUUCUGUGCCAAUUCCUGUCUCACUGAAGCGCAACCUUGAUGUGGAUAUGCGCAUGUCUGGCUUCGAGACCACCAUUUCUGAAGUCAAGGAAGACAUUGCUGGAGUCAAGGAAGAUUUCAGUGCUUUGAAGACAGAGAUCAAUGCUUUCAAGACUGAAGUCACUGGGGGGAUGUCAGCAAGCCAAGCAACUCUCAACAUGAUUCUGCAAACUCUCCAAUCUCAAGCUUCCACUCCUGCCUCAAGUGCACAACCAUUUCAACCUCAAGCUCAGUCACAGCCUCAAGGUCAGCCCCAAGCUCCAGUUCAAUCUCAAGCUCCGUCUACAGCUCCACAACAUCUCACGACCAAUAACCAAUCUGAAUUAGAUAGGUGGUGCCAAGAUUUUGGUAUGUAAGGUUUGGUCAGUUCAUGUAUUAAGCUACCAUAUUUUGUGUUCUUUGUUUCCAGUUCAUGUAUCUUUUGAAUGUUUAAAACUGCAACUUUUA